AUGUCAAAUAUUUUGGCUGAACGGGGCCAUGUAGAAAUUAAGGAGGAAGAAGACAACUCUAGGGAUUCCGGGUUCUCAUCUGGCCGUGCUUCACCUGAACCUCACAAUAAUGAUAAAUAUACUAACAUUCGUUUUGAUGAUGGCAGUAAGGUUGCGGAGAACGACCAGAUGGACAUGUUUUGCGAAUUCGGUUUCGAAAACACUAAGCUCGAGGAGAGAUCUUAUAAAACCCAACUAAUCCACCGAAUUCCACUUGCCGAUUGCACUAACACGAGCUAUUCCAGUCAGAGUAGUAACAGAAGUUUCACUACCUCUCGAAGCAUGAAACAAUGGAUUGAUUCCCCUUUAACUACUGUCUGUUCUCAGCCAGAACCAAGACUGCUUUCUUUCUCGAUGUUUGAUUCAACUACUGAUAUUUCUUUCUCUGAAAGAUCCCAACGCUUUACCGUACUCGAUGAAAGCUCCGGUCAAAAUGACGGAUGUGGUACUCGAUCACAACCUCUUCGAAGAACUAUGAGUGAGCACAAGGAUAGGUCUCAAAGGAAGCGUAGCAUUGAAACUAGGGCUGAAAUGGAGAAUAAGAGAAAAAAGAGUUCGCCUUCGAAUGUGGAAGACUUGGAUAUUGAUUUCGACGAAAGUGUGUUUACAGUUGACGAUGAUUGUUCCCCUAAUCUUUCGACGUGGUCGUUAGUCUCACAACAGAGAAGCUUGCCAAGGGCAACAAGUUGUGGAGUACUGGAAAUGGGAGAACAUCAUUCAAGUCCUAAUUUACCCAAAAUUAUUGAAGUAUACUCUCUUCCAACUGUGCCGAAGCCUCAAACAGAUUCACAGGCUUUUAGAAGUAUUUCAGCCGAGACACUUGCAAGUGAACUGAGAAAGUGGGGAGAAAAAGAGUUUAGUGAGAGGUUCACCUUAGUUGAUUGUCGUUAUCCUUAUGAGUACAACGGAGGUCACAUCAAGACGGCCAUGAAUAUUCAUGACCAAAACGAGUUAGAGGCGAUAUUCUUCCCUCUCGAUUCUUCAGCCCCGAUCAGGAAAAGAAUUCCCAUCUUUUACUGUGAAUACAGUCAGAAGAGAGGACCUGGAAUGGCUCAUCGUCUUCGCUCUUUGGAUAGAAGCAGAAACGAGCUUCAAUAUCCCUUAGUGGACUACAAAGAGAUCUAUCUCUUAGACCAUGGAUAUAAGAGCUUCUUCUCUGAAGAAUCCCAUCAACUCGAUUUAUGUGAACCUUCGAGUUAUGUUGCCAUGCGUGAACCUCAGCAUUCUAAACAACUAACUGCUUAUAAGUGGCAUAAAUCUAAAUCGUCUCACCAUUUGGAUAGACAGGAAAGAGCGACCGGAGGAUGUGACCGUUUUAUAUCGCGAAGGAGAGCUUUGUUCACGCGGCAUCUAUCUAUGGGUACCUUAAACGAGGUUGAUACGACACCUUGUACUUCCCGCACGAGGUCUAUGGCUUCUGAAACCUCAUUGCAUGAAUCAGAAGGAAGUUCUGUUGCUCAACGCCUCAACUUUGAAAUGGAUAGCCCUGACAAUUCUUGCUCUGAAUAG
This is a messenger RNA of Auanema sp. JU1783, 1548 nucleotides long. Lineage: Eukaryota; Metazoa; Nematoda; Chromadorea; Rhabditida; Rhabditidae. The record is from the annotation of a GenBank genome assembly.